Messenger RNA from Grosmannia clavigera kw1407, 1140 nucleotides. Its product is annotated as sphinganine hydroxylase. The transcript has 2 exons. Gene Ontology annotation, biological process: lipid biosynthetic process. Bases 1 to 1140 code for a protein of 379 amino acids. Gene Ontology annotation, molecular function: iron ion binding; oxidoreductase activity. NCBI's taxonomy places the organism in Eukaryota, Fungi, Ascomycota, Sordariomycetes, Ophiostomatales, Ophiostomataceae. The record is from RefSeq and is a predicted model, not a curated record.
AUGAGCAACAUCACAUUCGGCAUGGCCAACGGCACAGCCGCCGGCGACCUGCCGCCGUUGCCGGCCUACACCUCGACACCGCUUCCCGACCUCCUCCCCUUCAUCUCCGACUUUUGGCUGUCCGCCAUCCUGCCGCACAUCGGCUACUGGAUCCUCUCCUCCAUCUUCCACCUGAUCGAUACCUAUGACCUGUUCCCGCAGUACCGUCUGCACACUCCCGAGGAGAUCAGCACACGCAACAAAGCCACGCGCCUCGUGGUGGCCCGCGACGUCAUUGUCGAGCAGAUCAUUCAGAUCGCCUCAACCAUGGUUCUAUCUAUGACCGAGCCGACCCAGAUGACCGGCAUGGAGGACUACGACGUUGCCGUGUGGGCCCAGCGCAUCCGCAUCGCCCAGCGCGCCCUGCCGACCAUGUUGGGCAUCUUCGGCCUCAACGCCGGCGCGCUCGCCAAGAGCAUGUCGGCUUCGCACCCGCUCCUGGCCGGCGCUCUCGCCGGUGGCCACUACGCCCAGUCCAUCGGCAGUGCUGCAGGCAUCGUCGAGGUUCCUGCCUUUGCCAGUUGGGAGGUCACGCUGGCCAAGGCCAUCUACUGGGUCGCCAUCCCGACCGUCCAGUUCUGGUUCGCCGUCUUUGUCCUGGACGGGUGGCAGUACUUCUGGCACCGUCUGAUGCACGUAAACAAGUGGAUGUAUGUCAACUGGCACUCCCGCCACCACCGUCUUUAUGUUCCGUAUGCGUACGGCGCGCUCUACAACCACCCCAUGGAGGGCUUUGUGCUGGACACGGUCGGUGCCGGCCUCGCUUACAAGUGUGCCUUCCUGUCGUCGCGCCUGGGCAUGCUCUUCUUCGUCUUCAGCACGAUGAAGACUGUGGACGACCACUGUGGCUAUGCCUUGCCCUGGGACCCCCUGCAGAACAUUACCAGCAACAACGCUGCCUACCACGACAUCCACCACCAGGGCUGGGGCAUCAAGACCAACUUCUCACAGCCGUUCUUCACCUUCUGGGACCGCAUUCUGGGCACCAUGUGGGAGGGCGAGACUGAGCUCAAGUAUGCCCGCGACCGCGAGAGCGCGGCGAAGAAGUACAAGGAAAUGGCUCUGGCAGCUGCCGACCAGAAGGCUGGAAAGGCUCAGUAG